This is a messenger RNA of Gryllus bimaculatus (two-spotted cricket), 1866 nucleotides long. Lineage: Eukaryota; Metazoa; Arthropoda; Insecta; Orthoptera; Gryllidae. The record is from the annotation of a GenBank genome assembly.
UGUGUAUUGUCGCAGAAGGCCUUGCGAGUGUGCUGAGCACAGACCGAGGAGCUCGCAACCGAACGCGAGCGACGGAGACACACGGGCUCGGGGCAUCUGGCUUGCUUCCUUCGCGCAGACGCUAAGCCGCAGCCGACCAUGUCGGGGCUGGUGCAGGGCUACAAGGACUUCAUGGAGCGGAACGCCGACCCGCGGACGGCGUCGUGGCCCCUGAUGUCAGGGCCGGCACCUCUGGUGAUCCUGCUCAUGUCGUACCUGUACUUCUGCACCAAAGCGGGCCCCCGCUUCAUGAGCAACCGCAAGCCGUUCGCGCUCACCCACGUGAUGACGGUGUACAACGCCGUGCAAGUGGCGGCCAGCGUGCUGCUCGUCUAUGAGGGACUUCAAGGGGGUUGGUGGAAUGGAUACAGUUUUCGCUGCCAACCAGUGGAUUAUUCAAACAAUCCCACCGCAUUGAGGAUGGCGCGAGCGGUGUGGCUCUACCUAAUGUGCAAACUCGUGGAGCUUCUAGACACCGUCUUCUUCGUUCUACGCAAGAAAAACAACCAAGUGUCGUUUCUACACCUCUGGCAUCACACGAUGAUGCCUAUCUGUGCUUGGAUCGGCACCAAAUUUUUGCCAGGUGGUCAGGGCACCCUUCUGGGAGUAAUCAACAGCUUUGUACAUGUUGUAAUGUACUCAUAUUAUCUGGUAGCAGGGCUAGGACCCCAGUACCAAAAAUAUCUCUGGUGGAAGAAAUACCUCACGCUCUUGCAGUUGGUGCAGUUCGUCGUGGUGUUCCUGCACCUGGUGCAGCUGUUCUUCACUCCGUGCAACUACCCCAUGCCCAUCGUUGCCCUGCUCUCCACCAACGCCCUGUUCUUCCUGUACCUGUUCGGGCGCUUCUACGUCCGCACGUACCUCAUGUCGAAGCCCGCCGCCGCGCGGGACCCGUCUCCGCGAAGGAUGUCCUCCGCCCCGCUUCAGCCGCUGCUGCCCCGCAGGAAGCACGCGUAGGCGCUCGCCCGGUCCUCCGUCCGCCGCCCGCCCCGCCGCCCCACGCACGUCGUCCGCUCCGCAAAAGAUGCCUGGUGCAGGUGUCUCCUCCUCUCAUUGGACACUCUACGUAGUUGUACCUGCCGUAAAAGCAACUGAAUGUCUCUCCUUUACUUCAGCUGGAAAGACUGAUUGGGUUCCAGUCAUGAAAUUUGGUUGCUUGCUAUUUGCCUAAAGGAGAAUGCCGAGGAGAAGAAGAAGAAGAUGGAGUGACUUACUGUGAUAAGUACAUUCCCCGAAGAACCAAACCUUAAUCCAAAGGAGCAAACAAGCUUCAUUUGUACCUUCUUGCGCCAGAAAUUUUCGGACACUCUUUAGAGUUGUACCUGCUAUAAAAACAUUUGCAUCUGUCUUCUAUGUUUCUACUGGAAAACUGAUCGAUUUCCGAACUGGGUGCCAGUCGCUUGCAGUUUUCGGGAUCGCCGUUGGUAACCUGAGAGACAUGUUGCCGAAGCAGAAGUUGGAAUGUUUUGGAAGAAUAAAAUACAACCCAAAGGACCCAUCAAACUGUACUCGUCCUUUUAUCAGUCACUCUCUAAAGGUGUUCUUGAUGUUCAAACAAUUCCGUCUUCUUUUCUUCAACUGGCAAACCGAUCGGUUUAAAGUCAUGAAAUUGACUGGCUGCAGUUUUUGUGAUUGUCGACUGAAACGUGCAGGAGACGCUGGCACCAUGUGGAGAAGAUGAUGGCAUUCGGAUGGAUUUCUUCAGAACGUUAUUUCUCGAAGAGCCCAAAGUUUUGUCAAGUUGUGUAUCCAUAUUUGGCCACAACGUUUUUUCUUUACAUACAUUUGAAUAAAAAUAUAUUUCCGUCGCCUUUUCUUCUUCUAGAU